Molecule: messenger RNA, 4895 nt
Organism: Perca flavescens (yellow perch)
Lineage: Eukaryota; Metazoa; Chordata; Actinopteri; Perciformes; Percidae
Gene: gucy2cb
Product: guanylate cyclase 2Cb
Exons: 27
Coding region: 1-3156 (1051 amino acids)
Biological process (GO): receptor guanylyl cyclase signaling pathway; cGMP biosynthetic process; intracellular signal transduction
Cellular component (GO): plasma membrane
Molecular function (GO): adenylate cyclase activity; guanylate cyclase activity; protein kinase activity
Source: RefSeq, a predicted model, not a curated record
AUGUUUGCUGCCAAUGUGAGUUUCAGGUCCAUAAGCACACAGUAUACCACAGGACUAGUUCCAGAUACAUUUCCAGAGGUGACGUGUGCAAGGCCUCACCAUCACCCUGCUGUUGAAGGUGCAAGGUUUAAUCUCACGGCUAACUAUAGAGGGUUCGACACAACCUUUUAUAAACGUAAAGGCUGCCAGAGUAGCACCUGUGAGGGAGUGGAGGAGCUAAGGAUGCUAAUGGAAACAGGCGAUCUGGGAUGUGCAGUGCUUGGGCCCACCUGCACCUACGCUACUUUCCAAGUGGUUGAUGUGGAACAAGGUCUGAAGCUCAGUACGCCAAUCCUCUCGGCAGGAAGCUUCGGUCUCUCCUGCGACAACACUCUAAACCUGCAGCGCCUCCUACCGCCGGCACGCAAGAUCUCUGACUUUUUUAUAAGUUUCUGGAAUGAAACCAACAAGAUCAAAUCUAAUUGGAAGACUGCCUAUGUUUACAAGAAACAGAGCAACACUGAGGAUUGCUUUUGGUAUAUAAAUGCACUUGAUACAGACUCGGGCGACUUUGCCCACAACAUUAUGAGAGAGGUGCUACGCGAUCCAGGAGAAGUGAAUAAAAUACUAUCAUCACCCAAAAACAUGACAAGCAACUUGUUCAUCAUGUGUGGAUCGCCAAUGGAUCUAGAGGAGGUGAAAAAUGGCUCCAUAGUGGCAGACAGCAGGGAUAUUAUCUUUAUCCUUAUUGAUCUUUACAACGAUCAAUACUACACCAACACAUCGUCACUGCCGUCCAUGAGGAACGUGUUGGUGCUGACUAUGCCAAACACCAGAAGCUACACUAUCAACACAGACCUGAAGGACAACAACACAAUGAAUGAUUACAUGGCGGCGUACCAUGAUUCCGUGCUGCUAGUAGGCCAGGUGAUGAGGCGUAUUGCUAAAGAAAAUCAGUCGGAGAUUCAGCAGAUGGAGUUUGUCAAUGCGAAUUACUUCAGAAACAUCUCCUUUAAUGGAAGUGCUGGGAACUACAAGCUGGACAAGCAUGGAGACCGAGACGUGAAUCUCUCAAUCAUUUACACCACUACUGACGACAAGUACCAAAUUUUAUUCACAUUCGACACCGAGACCGACGUAACCGAAGUGGUUGAGACACACCCUUCGUUUAUCUGGGGAAAAACACUUCCUGAUUUCACACCAGACCUAGGUCCAGGUUCAUUUAAUAACAUCAUUGUCAGUGUGUUGGCUGUGACAGUGGUUGUAGUGGCCACCAUGGCCUUCAUUUUCUACCGACAGACCAGGAAAGCGCGGCGGGUCAGGAAGCGCUGGUCCCAUAUCGCCUCUGAUCUUAUCACACCGCUGGAGAACAACCAACUCAAUGUCAUCUCUCUUAAGAUUGAAGACGAGAGCAAAAACAUGAAAAUCCAGAUCCGCCGUGCGCUCUACGAUAAGAAGAUUGUGAUUCUAAAGGAGCUGGAGCACUCGGAUGGGAACUUUAACGAGACCCAGAUGAUAGAACUUAAUGAUCUCUUGCAAAUCGACUACUACAACCUCACAAAGUUUUAUGGCACAGUGAAGUUUGAUGAGGGCGUGUUUGGGGUGUUUGAGUAUGGAGAGAGGGGGUCACUCUGGUAUGUGCUGAGCGAUAAGGUUUCUUACCCAGAGGAGACCUUCACGGACUGGGAGUUCAAGAUCUCCGUCAUGUACGACAUUGCCAAGGGCAUGUCCUAUCUCCAUGCCAGUCACAUCCAGGUGCAUGGUCGCCUCAAGUCCACCAACUGUGUGGUGGACAAUCGCAUGGUGGUGAAGAUCACAGACUUUGGCUGCAACAGCUUUCUUAGGCCCGGCAGAGACUUGUGGACUGCUCCGGAGCAUCUGAGGAGACAGGGCACCUCUCAGAAAGGAGACGUCUACAGCUUUGCCAUCAUCGCUCAGGAGAUUGUUCUCAGAAAGAGCACCUUCUACACCAAGAGCUGCUCCGACGGAGCAGAAAAGCUUGCCAGGGUCAUCAUGUCUUACUUCAGACCCGAUCUUAACUUUGAGACGGCUUCAGAGAAAGAAUUGGAGGUGUACAUGUUGAUAAAAAGCUGCUGGGAUGAGGAUCCAGAAAAAAGACCUGACUUUAAGAAGGUGGAAAACUGUCUCGGAAAAAUCAUCAGUAAAAUUCAUAACCAGGACAAUGAGAGCUACAUGGAUAACAUGAUCAGGCGGCUGCAGAUGUAUUCCAGAAACCUGGAGCACCUGGUGGAGGAGAGAACGGCCCUCUACAAAGCUGAGAGGGACAGAGCAGACUGCCUCAACUUCAUGCUGCUUCCUCGCCCGGUGGUGAAAAGCCUGAAGGAGACUGGUGUGGUGGAGCCAGAGCUGCACGAGGAAGUGACGAUAUACUUCAGCGACAUUGUCGGUUUCACCACUCUGUGCCAGUACAGCACACCGAUGGAAGUUGUGGACAUGCUCAACGACAUCUACAAGGGCUUUGACAGCAUUGUUGACCACCACGACGUAUACAAGGUGGAGACGAUUGGGGACGCCUACAUGGUGGCCUCUGGGCUUCCGAAGCGAAAUGGGAACAGGCACGCGGUGGAUAUCUGCCGCAUGGCGCUGGACAUCUUGGCAUUCAUGGGAACCUUCCAGCUCCGACACCUGCCCGGUAUCCCUGUGUGGAUACGCAUCGGCAUUCACUCUGGUCCCUGUGCAGCGGGUGUCGUGGGGCUAAAGAUGCCCAGAUAUUGUUUAUUUGGGGACACGGUCAACACGGCGUCUCGUAUGGAGUCUACAGGACACCCCCUGCGCAUCCACGUCAGUCAGCCAACUAUAAAUAUCCUGCAGAGGACAGACUAUAAGUUUGAGUAUGAUAUCAGAGGAGAAACAUAUCUGAAGGGUAAAGGCACGGAGACAACCUACUGGCUGACAGGCGAGACGGGCAAAGACUACGACCUCCCAGCUCCACCCACAACGGAGAACUUCCAGCGGCUCCAGCAGGACCUCGCCCACAGGAUCCUGGCGUGUCUGGAGCGGCGCUCUCGAGGCUCCAUCCGGAGGAAGAAGACGCUCUUGAGUCAGAGCAAGGAGGAAGACGACAAGGACGGGGAAUCAGGGGUGGAGUCUGAGAGCGACCAACCUGAGUACCUGCAUCUGGCCACGGUGGACAACACCCUCAGUACCUUCCUGUAGUACACACCUACUGUUGACUACAUCACUGCACGCUAUUACUUUAUUUCUAUGGUUAUUACACUAUUCAGUGAGACUGGGAAGGUAACCAGCAGGAGGCAGAGAGGGAAACUAAGGACUGUAGCACUGGUUAGAAGUACAACAGCAAGCAGAGAGAUGUGAAGAUGAACUGAUCAGUUCCAUCCAUUUGAUUAAAGUCCCGACUAAAUCAAAGUACUGUUCAUGUACAUAUGGACCUUUCUCCUGCAUAUUCUUCUCAGGUUCACUGAUUGUUUAAAUAUGCAAUUUAUUCACUUUGCUUGGUCUAAAAUGGGGUAAUAAGGAGCUAAAAGGAUCCUGGGUAAAAUGACAAGACAUAAUAGUGCCAAUAUUCCUUAAAUGUGUCUUUCACAUAUUUGAAAGGAACUAGUGUGUGCAUCCCUGUUUAUCAACCGGACAGUAUGAGGGAAGAAGUAGAAUAAAAAUAAAGAGCAAAGAUGUAAAUGUAACUACAAUGUGCCAGAAGUGACGAGAUGCAACAGAACUCAACACAAUGGCAGUGAAAGUAUGAAGUAGUGACUUGGUAACCUGACUUCACUAACAAACAUUAGAUUGGGUUCAAAUCUACAGAUCCAGGCCUUCUAUUUAUCAAACAAAAAGUACACUUAGUGCUAACUAAAGAGACUCACAGCAAGGUACAGGAAUAACUUCCAAGAGCUCUUCUCGUAUUACAUGAUUAAUCACAUGUAUGCUUUGAGGAUUUAACCUAUAUCAGCUUUAUUGUUCAUUCUUAAAAACAUCCUGACAUUUUACCCAGAUAAGUGUUAUUUUAAUUUUAAAAAGUUAAUAUUAUGAAGACAACUGCUUUUGGAAAUAACUUUAAUGGAGCACUGGCUGUACACCACAACCACUGAGAUUAACAUGAGAUGGUUUAGGAUGGAACUAGUGCACAUGCUGUAUGCUACUGUUGGCUGUUCAACCACUUUUGUUAUACCAUCAACAUGUGGGCUCGCUGUAACGUCUGCCUACAAACGACAUUUUCAAACCUGUAUUUUAAACCAAAGGAAAAAAGAUUUAUUUAGUUGAGAAUGGUGACAUUCAUUUACAUUAAAUAAAAAAUAAAUUAAAAAAAUCACCUCCUGUCACAUUGUUGAAAAUGUUGUAUGUUGUUCAGGUGAAAUACAGUUAAAUGAAAUCAAAACACACAGCGUUUCUUAAAGCCUGUACAGGGUGAUUUGAGGCGCUACAAUGCAUGUGUCACAUUGUUUUAUGUAUACAGACACGGAGGCUCUAUGGACAGCAGAAGAAAAAAUAAAUAAACCUCCAGCAUCAGAUUACAAUGUUUUUUUCUAUCCACAGCUGCCUGGCAGAUGUUUCUUUUUUGCACAGAAUAAUGAGAGAGCACUGCUAAGUAGACUUUUACACAUUGAGUGUUAUGUGAAAACGCACUCUACUGUACAGCAGAAACAAUUCAACACAGUGUACAAAUAAGAAAAUGAAGUGUGGAUCCAGCAAACACAAGACUACAUACAAAUGGAGAUUUAUAAAAGUGACCUAAUGGCAACACAUUUUCAUUGGAGGGACAAACUCUGGUCUUGUGGAAGCAACAGCAUUUAUGUGAACUAAAACUGACUAAAAACUAGCAUAUUUAGGAAAACUGAUGAAUAUAUUUCUAUAUACUGUUGAAGAUCAUCAUAUUAGUCAAAAGUAAAAAAAUAAAAUGAAAGAAAAGCAAGUUACCCGAAGCUGACCGUAAACCCUCU